This is a messenger RNA of Laccaria bicolor S238N-H82, 1665 nucleotides long. RefSeq lists its product as uncharacterized. NCBI's taxonomy places the organism in Eukaryota, Fungi, Basidiomycota, Agaricomycetes, Agaricales, Hydnangiaceae. The transcript has 6 exons. The record is from RefSeq and is a predicted model, not a curated record. The coding region runs from base 1 to 1665 and encodes 554 amino acids.
AUGUCCUCCUCUCAACUUCUGCUGAUGGUUGACGACCCCCAACUGAACGCGACGUACGGAGGAAGGCAAUGGGUGAUGCCUACUUUGUUCCAGUGCACCUCCGCGAACGUAACGGAGUCCCUUUCCUUGUCGUUCGAAGGGAUAGCGAUCGCUUUUUCGGGGAACACGCCCAAAGUCUUUGGGGACUCGCAAACAUUGACUGUCUCCAUGGACGGCGCGCCUUCGUACAACACCUCGUACAAUGAUCCCACACCUCGAUCUUACACGCAGUGGUAUCAGUCCCCGAUAUUGACAGAGGGGACACACAAUAUUACACUGACUCAUAUGGCUGGGACAGCCCUGGACUACGCGGUCAUCACUGCUGGGCAGAAUACACCGCUAACAGGGAAAACAGUCAUAAUCGACAACGAGGAUCCCUCUAUCACGUUCACGGGAUCAUGGACACGCAAUACAGACCGGUUUUCUACUGGAUAUCCACCAAACGGCUAUCCCUUCCAUAACAGCACGCAUCAGAGCACUACGCCGGGGGAUAAUUUUGUUUUCCGAUUCUCGGGCAAACCUCGGCACUGUCUCUGCAUCAUACACCCUCGAUGGUGGAACAAUAUCACAAACAUAUACCGCCACGACAUCUUCUUCCAGGUAUCAGGACAACACUAUGACCAACACAACUUCCUGCUAUACAGUAACACCAGCCUCACCACGGGUGACCACACCCUCGUUGUUAACGUCACGAAAUGCGUUAAUCAAACAUUCAUUUUUGAUUAUCUGACCUAUCAACCCUCUUUUUCCACGUUAGCUACUAUGCCGAAUCUCACUUUACCCGCCUCUACCAAUGGAACAUCGCAUACCACCACUACAGCGACCCCCGUCGGAGCUAUGGUAGGCGGAGUUAUUGGAGGAUUGGCAUUGCUAUUUCUCUUGAUUGGGGCUUUCCUCUGGUUUCGGAGAAGGAAGGCUCAUGACGACCAAGGAGAAUCAAAUCAAAUCACAGCAUUCGCUGUGCCACGUAGCAAACAAGAAAAUCUCGGUGCCGCCAAAUCAGGCCCUCCAUCAACACAAAUAUCUCCACCUGAAUCAUCCUCCUCUAGCGCUGGUUCAACCGUGCUGCUGCAAUCAGGUCCACCACGGGUGGUGCACAAGAGUUCUCGAAGUCAUGGUGCGGAAACUGUUGAUGUUAGUACGAGCGGGGGAGGCUCCAUCACGACGGAGAUGAGGGAAGCACGCCAUGGACUCGCUAAAAUCACCAAUUUCUCUGCCGUGGGCAGUAUUGGGGCAGUAUCUGGCAGUAUGGUUUCUCCAAUUCAAGAAGUUCAACGUCAACGGUCAGUCCGGCCCGGACUGAUAUUGCCUCAAACGUUCAAAUUUGAUCCUCUGACCGCGACUGUCUCUUCCACCACGCGUGCACCACCGUUGACAACAUGUCAACUUAUUCACAUACCUAUUCGAAGCGGCGGCGGCGAUCAAGCGCCUUAUUUAUGUUGUGGGUCCCUUCAAGUUGGGCUUAUAAACAGUAGCUUGUUCUGUGUUACGUCGGAGGUUUCUGGUCCCCAAAAUUUCCCUUGCCCUGUUUUGCUCUGGAAAGUGGCAUACGAUUGGCAUUUCAAGCUUGAAGUCGACCCUCUACCGCCACUACAAUCUAUCACAAUGACAGAACAGCAACUCUGA